This is a messenger RNA of Aspergillus pseudonomiae, 924 nucleotides long. RefSeq lists its product as uncharacterized. NCBI's taxonomy places the organism in Eukaryota, Fungi, Ascomycota, Eurotiomycetes, Eurotiales, Aspergillaceae. The coding region runs from base 1 to 924 and encodes 307 amino acids. The record is from RefSeq and is a predicted model, not a curated record. The transcript is spliced from 3 exons.
AUGACUACUUUGUCGAUCUCAGAAGACAAUCCCUUUCAGAUAUUGAUUGCAGAGUCAAACGAUGAUCCGACUCAAUUGCAAUCAUGUUACGAAACCCAUCGCACGAAUCGGAAUGCACAGCAGAGGGCAAAGAUUCUGGCAGAAGACUUCCCAGGCUGGUCUUUAGAUGAGGUCCUGCGCCGGCUUGAUGGCCCUGCCAAAGAAGAAGGCUAUCUUGAUCCUCGCAACUGUCUCGUCAUCUGGGCUAGACCCCCUCCUCAUAUCCGAGACUUGAUCGCCUUUGUCCAAAGCAAAUUGAAAGAUGUUGCUCCAUCAAUUUGGCUGAUGCCGCCCGAAAAUCUCCACACGACCGUACUGGAAGUGGCCCAUUCUUUGACAGAAGUCCAGAUUGAAGAGCUUGUCCAAACCUUGAAGUCAUCGAAGAAUGUCACCGAGGUGGACAUCUCAGGGUAUCCCCUCAAACAUCAAACCCGGCUUUUGAAGCCAAUGGUGAGCUUUGACUCUGCGGCAAUUGCUCUUAGCUUCGUUCCCGCUGCACACGAAGGCCCAGCCGAGGGUCCUGAGGGCCAUGGUGAUCAGUACACAUAUCAUCACCUUCGUCGGGACAUUUUCGACUUGGUUCGGCAAACUGCUCUCCCUGUUGCUUCACGGUAUAUUGUUCCGUCAGCUCACGUUACUAUCGCACGAUUCAUCAAUCAUGACGGAUUUCUUGUUAAUCAAGCAGAAGGUGGAGAAGCGAUCGAUCCUUCUCGAGUCAAAGUGCUGGUUGAUAAAAUUGAUCAUAUCAACGAAACCUUGGCGAGCCAGUAUUGGCCAGGGGCUGACGGUAGCUAUCCGAAAGAAGGUGAAUGGGUUGUUGGACAGGAUCAGGGACUUGUGAUACGGAGAGGCCCCCUGUGGUAUGGAGGCGGUCAAAAUGUAUAA